This is a messenger RNA of Fraxinus pennsylvanica, 1101 nucleotides long. Lineage: Eukaryota; Viridiplantae; Streptophyta; Magnoliopsida; Lamiales; Oleaceae. The record is from the annotation of a GenBank genome assembly.
AUGGAAGACGACGACGAAAUCCAGUCACAUCCAUCGCCGGCUUCUAAUGGGAGAAUUACGGUGACUGUGGCGGCUGCGCCCCCGAUGACGCCCCAGAAUACUCUGACGCUUGCUCUACCGAUACAGCAGCAGAAGGUUGGGGGAACUGGUGGAGGAAGAGAGGAUUGUUGGAGCGAAGGCGCCACGGCGGUGUUAAUUGAAGCCUGGGGGGAGAGGUACCUUGACCUGAGCCGUGGGAAUCUGAAGCAAAAACACUGGAAAGAUGUGGCGGACAUUGUGGGCAGCCGAGAGGAUUAUAUGAAGACUCCGAAAACCGAUGUUCAGUGCAAGAACCGGAUCGAUACAGUGAAGAAGAAGUACAAGACGGAGAAGGCUAAGAUCGCGGCAGGCGGUGGGCCGAGUAAGUGGCGGUUUUAUGAGAAGAUGGAUGAAUUGAUCGGCCCGACGGCGAAGAUGAGCUCCGGGAGUGGAGGUGGGUCGGCCGGGAAUGCAAACGUGCAAUCGGGAAGCCAAAGGGUGCCUAUGGGGAUCCCUGUUGGGACUAGAUCCGGCUCGGUUUCUCAGUUCCGGCAACAGGAGAGAUUUCAGGUUCAGCAACAGCCAAAGCCGCAAUUUCGGAAAAGGCCUCCGGUGGACUCGGAUGAGGAGUCCGAGCCGGAGCCUUCUGCCGAUUCAUCAGAUGGUUUACCUCCAGAAAGUUAUAAGCGGCCAGUGGUCAAGAGGGAAAUGAAUCAAAUGAUGAUGGUGAAUGCUAGUGCACCAAGGUCUGAAAUGAUGAACAGAAAAAUGAAUGAAGAAACUGCUGUUGUGAAUACCACCAAUGACAAGAAUAGCAAUGAGACGAAUUGGGGCAAUUCUGUUAGGGAGUUGACGCGGGCAAUCUUGAAAUUUGGGGAGUCGUAUGAACAAGCAGAGAAUUCGAAAAUGCAGCAGUUGGUAGAGAUGGAAAAGCAGAGGAUGAAAUUUAUGAAGGAGAUGGAGUUGCAGAGGAUGCAGUUCUUUAUGAAAACACAAUUGGAGCUUUCACAAUUGAAGAAUAAAAGGAGGAAUGGAAACAACAAUAAUCAUCAUACCACCAAUAACACUGAUAGCAGUAAUUAA